AAUCGCAUAUCUACUGCUACUGAACAAACGUAGCCGCUUGGAACAAACUGGGACAUUCAUUUACUCGUUCCUUUUCUUCGUUAGGUGUAGGAUAUUAAACUGUGCUGCAGGCAACAUAAUAGUCAUUUAGAGCGAGUUAAUUAGAACUUUGAAAAAACAGACUUUGAGUGUUAACGAUUUGCAUUGGGAAAUAUAGUUAUCGCGAUUUAAAUAUUUAUGAGGAUAUUUUAAGGAUCUCAGAUCGGUUAUUUAUUCUAUUUAUUUCUUAGUUGUUCUGGUAGUUUGUGUGUGAUCUCUACUAUCGCUAUGGCUGCUUCGACUAUCACCCAGAAAGACACUACGUUCACGAAGAUUUUCGUGGGUGGACUUCCAUACCACACUACAGAUAAGUCCCUGAGAGAGUUCUUCGACAAGUUCGGCGACAUUGAAGAGGCUGUGGUUAUCACAGACAGACAAACUGGCAAAAGCAGGGGCUAUGGAUUUGUUACCAUGGCGACACGCGAGGCCGCAGAGAAGGCAUGCAAAGACCCCAACCCGAUAAUAGACGGACGUAAAGCAAACGUAAAUCUUGCAUAUCUAGGUGCAAAACCAAGAGGUAUACUAACAGCUAUCCCACUUGCUAUUAAAACAGGCUACCCGGGAGUACUACCAGGACAAUUCGGCAUUCCACAGUAUGUGUAUCCAUCCGCGUACAUGACUGCUGCUCCAGCGCAAAGUAUUUUGUCGGCUGCUGCCCUUCAACAGUCACCACUCUCACCAACUUCAGCUCAGUUAUAUGAUUACGCAGGCCGCCUACGGGUCGCAGGCGUUCGCCCAGGCGACGGCUGGUCUCGACGCCUCUACCUACCCUUUCGUGAACGUCUCCACUGCCGGUCUGAUGGCCAACCCAUACACGUACGCCAUACCGCAGCAACUCGCCGCCGCUUCCGGCCACGCCUUCUACCAGCCUCAGCAGCUCCAGGAAAGGAUGCAAUGACGCCUACAGGGGUUUAGUGACAUUGACUUAGCGCAGGCAUAUCUCUACAAGAACGGUUCCUCCUGAGGUCGAACCGAAAACCAGUCUAUUUGUGGAAAUUGUUUGCCGCGCGAUUUUGCGACAAUGAACACUAAUGCGACAACCCCUCCCCAAACUGGAUUGCGGCUUACGAAAGACAUUACGAAUUUCAAUAAUGUUAGUUUAAUUUAUUUGACGAGAAUUUCAGAUCAGAUGUUUAUUGCUACUGAAAAGGGGAGUUAUUUUGUUAAUAAAUGACAAUCAUUUACGUAUUUCAAGAAACCCAUGUUAAUUGUAAGUAGAUAUAAUUAGGUAACUUAGUGUUAUAGAGAAGUUCUAUAGUGUACAAACUGUUUAAAUAGUGUUUAUUAAAUGCAUUCACUUUAAUGUUAUAUAUACUAGACUUUGGAAUUAAUUGUAAAUUUUUAAUUAUUUAUAGAUAAGUUACGUGCAAAAUUAACUCUGAUACAACUUGUUGAACUUCUUUUAUAAGGUUUAAUAAAUGUGAUAUUUUUAUACAUGUAUAUAAUAUAAAUAAAGAACACGUGGCUUGCUAUGCAUCGUGGGUGAGGUUAAAAUGAAUGAUAACGUUGACAUCAUUUGAAAACCUUAUAUGCAAAUUCCCUUUUAUAGUGGACGUAUAUUUGAGAUAUAUAAUUAUUAUUAUUAAUAUUAUUAUUAUUAUUAACGAUGUUAUUAGAUUUGCUCAUGAUUGAAUGGAACGUUUUGAAAAGAUGUGCGCAUGCGUGGGUGUGUAUAUACAAUCUCUAUUUGUACAUUUAUUUUUAAAUUAGUCGUAUAUGCCUUUAAUUGUAUUAUCAUUUGUAGUACUAAUUUAAUUUUGUAGGGAGGUAGUUAGUCUCGAUUUUGUUCCGGUAUUUCUAUUGCAAGAAGGGGACCCGAAUCCAUCGGUGUUGAUGUUUGUGUUUCCAAUUGUUUAAAAUCAUCGAAAAAGAUUUACAUGCUUUUUUCGUAUGUAAUAUUAAAAUCUCAAGGUAUUUCAUCUAUACAUAAUUUUUUAACUGUUUUCACUUUUUGACAAUACAAUGAAGCAUACAUGUUUUUUUAUUUAUUGCGCAUGCGCGUUAACGAGUUCCGUCCAGACAUGUAUUCAACAUCACGUGUUAUGUUUCAUUUACAAAAGGGUCGUGUGAACAGAGAUCAGGUUGUCAUCAAUACUUCAGUCCAUAAAAAGUAAACCUAAGGACCUGUUUUUAACCCUUUGCAUGCUGGGAAAUUUGUCGUCUGCUAAAAUGUCGUCUGCUGAAUUUCUAAAAUUAGCAUUUUCUGCGAUUUUUUUUAAAGAAUACUAUCAUAAUAGCAAACAGUUUGGAUCCUGAUGAGACGCCACUGUCUGUGGCGUCUCAUAUCGAUUCAAACUGUUUUCAAAGGCCUUCAAAAUUCGGUUCCAGCACUGAAAGAUUAAAAAAUGUUCUAUGCAAAACGAUCAGGAUGUUCAUUACUUGAACAAAAAGCAAUAACGCUCUCGUUUUGAUGGACUUCUGUAUCUCGCUGUACACGCCUCGUUUGACUCUGACAAUCGCCAUCCAUCAAAAUCAUUUUAUUAAAUAUGCUCAUAGUCAUUAAACGAAAAGUCUCACCGGCAAAUGUGUGUAUGCAACUAUUUAUCCUGUAUAUAAUCGCGAACAAUGGGUGGAAUGGAAGAAUAUAUUAUUGUGAAAGCGCAAGAGAAAUGGUAGAAAUUUCUACAUGAUUAAUGGACGAAAGUGUUGUUAAAGAAAUUUUGAAUAGUGAGAAAGGAAAUAUUUUGAAAUGUAAGUUGUUAUAAUACUGCUGUUUCGAAUCUGUUUUGUAAAUAUUGUUAUGUAUGUAUUCUUAUCAUAAUUUAUGUAAUAAGUUAUUAAUACGUUAAUAUUUAACACGUCUUUAUGUUAUAUGUGUAAUAUAUUUAUGUAUUUUAUCAUUUGUUUUAUUUCAACUAUUGAGGCAUGUAUAAUCAUUGCAGAAACAUUAAAAGAGGGGGACAAUUAAGUGCUAUAGUUUAACUUCAAAGUUGCGUCCUUAAAGUAAAUUACACUAAACUGUUAAGCAAAAGUAUCUUUCUAAUAAAUCAAAGUACGUUUAUCAGUAUUCACCUGCAGGUAAUGACCUUUACUUUCCAAAGGUCAGGGUCGAAUCAUUUAACUUGACCUUCACAUAUGAGGUUAGUGGGUCACUGGAGGGCAUCGCCGCAUAGUAUUAUUUAGGCUAAUUAAAAAACACAUGUAUUUAUUUGUAUAGUACAAUCUCUUUUUUUAGUUUCGGCACAUUCGCAUCAUUAUAAUUUUCACAUAUGCACAUGUCUUGUUUCAUGUAGUUAACGUAUUUGUACAUUUACUUAAGCGUCAUCAAUUUUGUUAUGUUAGAAUCCUAUCGAAAGAACACAUUUUUAAUAUAGGAAUUUUAAAUGUCAAUAAUAAAAUUGAGUGCUGUUAAAUAACCUUUUGGUAACGUUUAUAACAAAUGAAAUUACGUUGGGUGGUUCAUUUUGAUUUAGUUGAUUACUGCUUUCAGACGGUCGAAAUAAAUACAAUGCUGUACAUUUACAAGAUAACUGACUGAAUCUCAAUUAUUUGUAUCUACGUCACUCUUUGCACAUGCUUCAUAGUUAAAUUUUGCAUGACUAUAAACACAUGGGCACAAUUGCUUAAACAUAUAGAAAAUUCUGUAUUCAGUCACUUUUUAAUCAAAUAGCGAGUUCAUGAAUAUCAGGAACUAAGUUGUCAGUCUAUAUACUUUAACCCAUUGAUGCCUAGAGGACUCUCCCAUCCUUUUAAACUGGAUCAAUUAAUUUCCAAAAUUAGGGAUGUCUAGUAUAUUUAUUUCGAUAUUUAUAAUAUUUCUUACAGAAAUUCCUUAAAGCAAACAGCGCAGACCCUGAUGAGACGCCGCAUCAUGCGGCGUCCCAUUUGGGUCUGCGCUGUUUGCCAAGGCCUUUUUUCUAGACGCUAGGCAUAAAUGGGUUAAUAACGACAACCGUUCCAUUUUCCUUUAUCAGUACAGAGGCUAUAACAGUUGUUGAUCGUUUUAUACGAAGUUAAAAAAACAACAUGUAUAUCCUAAGAGUUUCCGACGUAGAAAACUAACGUAAUAAAUGCAUAGUAUAUACACAUUAUUUACAUAAAUCGGAAGCCGUCAGCUGUGCCCAUGGGUGAAAGUCGUAGAUUCAUCAGUAGUUAGAACUACCAUUAAUAUCAAUAAGUAGGAUACGUAGUUCCGUAGGAAAACUAAACUAUUAGCUACAUUGAGUCCAUCUUUCCUUUGAUUUCAAGAUAUGUGAAGUAUCUGUACUCGUAGUCAUAUGUUUAACGAUUGAUGAACGUUCGUUAUAACGUAAAUUGCCAGAUGUUGUUAAACCAUGUCUCUCUCAUUAUAAUAUUAUGUGUGUCCGCUCGUAAAACGAGUAAUGUCAUCACUUGUAGAAAUAAAUCUCAUUUCGCAAUUA
This is a messenger RNA of Dreissena polymorpha, 4439 nucleotides long. Its product is annotated as RNA-binding protein 38-like. The record is from RefSeq and is a predicted model, not a curated record. Gene Ontology annotation, cellular component: cytosol. Bases 307 to 993 code for a protein of 228 amino acids. The transcript is spliced from 6 exons. NCBI's taxonomy places the organism in Eukaryota, Metazoa, Mollusca, Bivalvia, Myida, Dreissenidae. Gene Ontology annotation, molecular function: RNA binding.